AUGGAUGUAGCUGUGAUUGAUUGGAAGGAUUCGAAGUUCGAAAAGGACAUACUUUAUGAAGACAUUAACGCUCCUCACUGGAUUGAUUUCUCCAGUCAUGAUCCUCCUGUUGAUGAUGAAGCUCGGGGCAUUCACAAAGCGCCGUUGAAUUUUAGGGCCCAAGAAGCUGCAAUUGUAGCUGCACAUGGAAAUAUGGUAGAUUUCCAAAGAAGAAAUAGUAAUUCUUAUAUCUUUUAUCACUACCCUUAUGGGCAUUGGCUACCAGAAAAGCUUCAUAAUGCAUUAAGAGGCACUGGAUUUUAUCAAAAGGCUCAUAUGGAGAUUAAAAAGGCAGAUGGAAAUGGAGCAGUUAUUGCUGAACAAUUAUCGUUAUUGACUUCUGAACUAAUUAUUGAAAUUCUUUCACGAACAUCAUUACAAACAUUUGCUACUGUACGUUGUACAAAUAAAUAUUAUGGAAAUCUAACAUACAACAACUAUGUUCUUCAUAACUACAACCGUAGAAAUAAUGUGGUUUGUGGAAUUAUCGUUCAACAAAAAAAACCAUGGAGAAAUAUAGAGCGUCAGUUUGUUCCGUCUUCUGGUAGCAACAAUCUAGACAUUGAUUGGCUACCACAUACUUGUACUAUUUUAGCAUCAUCAUUGUGUGGACUCCUUCUUGCUGAAUCCUAUGAUCCAGAUGAAUACAUUUCAAAGAUUUUAUUUGUUAUCAAACCAACGACUACAGAUGCCAAAUGGAUACAUUUUCCGACCUCUGAAUACACUGCAACAAAGUUUGCUUUGGUAGUUAUCAGUUCGAACCCGUUACAUUUCAAGGUCAUUCGAUUGUUAUACACAAAGCCAUCUGAUAUGCCAAAGGAAAAAGUGGACUACGAUUACUACAACAUAGAAUUGUUUUCAUCUAUUACAUGGCAAUGGAGGGAGUUUCAAAAUGUCCAGUUACCAUCAUCUGUUUAUCCUGUUUUUGAUGAAGCAGUUACAUGUGGCGGUGUCGUAUACUUCUUAUUAUCUAAUGAUACCAUAUUAUGA
This is a messenger RNA of Lactuca virosa, 1029 nucleotides long. NCBI's taxonomy places the organism in Eukaryota, Viridiplantae, Streptophyta, Magnoliopsida, Asterales, Asteraceae. The record is from the annotation of a GenBank genome assembly.